UUAGCUUAUCUAUAAGUCAUACAUAAGAGGAAGCAUCAUUUGGUUCUAUGCUCUUUGGAAAAACAAGAACAAGAAGAAAGACCAUCAUUAAGGUUGUUUCUAUCAUACUUGGGAAUCAUGUUUUUCAAGUAUAAGCUCGGCUUCGUCGUCGUCUUCUUCUUCCUCCUCUUGACCUCGUUUUUCUCCACUAUUUGCAUUGCAGGUCGACCUUCUAAGCUGGUUCAUGAGGUUGUUAAUGGUGUUGUGCAUGAGGGUCGAAAGAGGACGACACGAGAUGAAAUGGAGGACGUCCAUGAAAGGCUUUUGAGGGUAAACACCAAAGACUAUGGAAGAUAUGAUCCAUCUCCAUCUUUUGUGAAGCCUCCUUUCAAGCUCAUCCCCAACUAAGAGG
Molecule: messenger RNA, 391 nt
Organism: Cucurbita moschata (crookneck pumpkin)
Lineage: Eukaryota; Viridiplantae; Streptophyta; Magnoliopsida; Cucurbitales; Cucurbitaceae
Product: protein CASPARIAN STRIP INTEGRITY FACTOR 1-like
Exons: 3
Coding region: 118-387 (89 amino acids)
Source: RefSeq, a predicted model, not a curated record